CUCCAAGUGACGGACUAGCACCUACAAUUUCUUGACUCACAUUGUUCCUUGUUGACUCACAGAUCCGACAAUUCGACAAUCCUUCCACUCAACGAGGGUCCUUUAUAACGGCGCAUUUCACUCGUUCCGAAGCUCUACUUCCGUUCCAUUCUCUCUCUGUCACAUAUACCCAGCAUCGACUGCCCACCAUGCCAAAGGUCCACCUCUUGGACUACGUCGCGGGCAACGUUCGCAGCCUGGUGAACGCCAUCGAGAAGGUCGGCUACGAGGUCGAGUGGAUUAGGAAACCCGAAGAUGUUCCCUCGGCAGAAAAAUUGAUCUUGCCGGGCGUCGGCCACUUCGGCCACUGCCUCUCCCAACUCUCCCAGGCCGGCUUCCUCCCCGCCAUCUCCGCCCACGUUGCCUCUGGCAAGCCCUUCAUGGGCAUCUGCGUCGGCUUGCAGGCCAUCUUCGAGGGCUCCGCCGAGGACCCCGACGUCGCCGGCCUCGGCAUCGCAAAGGGCCGCCUCAACCGCUUCGACUCCUCCGACAAGUCCGUCCCCCACAUCGGCUGGAACGGCGCCAACACCGCCGGCGCGAACCUCUACGACCUCCGCCCGGACUCCAAGUACUACUACGUCCAUACCUACAAGUACCCCUACACCCCGGGAGACCUCGAGGCCCAGGGCUGGACCGUCGCCACGGGCACCUACGGCGGCGAGACCUUUGUCGGCGCCCUCGCGCGCGGCAACGUCUUCGCCACCCAGUUCCACCCGGAGAAGUCGGGCGCCGCCGGCCUGCGCUGCCUCCGCGCCUUCCUCGAUGGCUCCGGCGCAGCUGCCCUGGCCGCCAACCCCCCGGCCCCCGUCACCGACAAGGCGGCGGCCCCCUUCCACGACGGCCUGACGCGCCGCGUCAUCGCCUGCCUCGACGUGCGCGCAAACGACCAGGGCGACCUCGUCGUCACAAAGGGCGACCAGUACGACGUGCGCGACAAGGCCGAGGGCGGCGACGUGCGCAACCUCGGCAAGCCCGUCGAGAUGGCGCGGCGCUACUACGAGCAGGGCGCCGACGAGGUCACUUUCCUCAACAUCACCAGCUUCCGCGACUGCCCGCUCGCCGACGCGCCCAUGCUCGAGGUUCUCCGCCGCACCUCUGAGACCGUCUUCGUGCCCCUGACCGUCGGCGGCGGCAUCCGCGACACAGUCGACAUGGACGGCACCAAGGUCUCGGCCCUCGAGAUCGCCACCAUGUACUUCAAGUCCGGCGCCGACAAGGUCUCGAUCGGCUCCGACGCCGUCCUCGCCGCCGAGGAGUACCAUGCCGCCGGCCGCCGCCUCUUCGGCAACACGGCCAUCGAGCAGAUCUCCAAGGCCUACGGCAACCAGGCCGUCGUCGUCUCCGUCGACCCGAAGCGCGUCUACGUGCCCAAGCCCGACGCGACGCGGCACAACAUCAUCCAGACUCGGACGCCCGGCCCCAAGGGCGAGGAGUACUGCUGGUACGCCUGCACCAUCAAGGGCGGCCGCGAGACGCGCGACAUGGACGUCGUCGAGCUCGCGCAGGCCGUCGAGGCCAUGGGCACCGGCGAGAUCCUGCUCAACUGCAUCGACCGCGACGGCACCAACAGCGGCUUCGACCUCGAGCUCAUCCGCCAGGUCAAGGCCGCCGUCGGCAUCCCCGUCAUCGCUUCCAGCGGCGCGGGGCACCCAGCGCACUUUGAGGAGGUAUUCGCCGAGACGACGACCGACGCCGCGCUCGGCGCGGGCAUGUUCCACCGCGGCGAGUACACGGUGAAGCAGGUCAAGGAUUUCCUGCGCGAGAGGGGGCUCGAGGUGAGGCAGUUUGAGGAGAGCAUAUAGC
Molecule: messenger RNA, 1842 nt
Organism: Colletotrichum destructivum
Lineage: Eukaryota; Fungi; Ascomycota; Sordariomycetes; Glomerellales; Glomerellaceae
Product: Putative histidine biosynthesis protein
Exons: 2
Coding region: 189-1841 (550 amino acids)
Biological process (GO): L-histidine biosynthetic process
Molecular function (GO): imidazoleglycerol-phosphate synthase activity; oxo-acid-lyase activity
Source: RefSeq, a predicted model, not a curated record